GAUCCCACAAUCCCAGCCACUUGCAGUUGGCGGAAUGUGUCAGUCGUGUGAAGAAUGCUUCAUGUAGUGGUGCACGGUUAGAAAUCGCCUAUGUCGAUAACUUUUAGCGUUUGUUUGGAUUUAAUGUUGGAAUUAAACUAAACUGAACAUGUCGCUAUUAAAAGUGCACGUUAUAAGCGCGUCAAAUGUGCCGAAUGUUGAAAAGUUGGGAGAAAGUGAUCCAUACACCACGAUUACUUUUCAAGGCCAGUCCAAAAAGACUCAGGUCAUAAAGUCUUCACUCAACCCCAAAUGGGACGAGACAAUAGAGUUUGACCUGACUGGAGUGACCUUCACGGGAAAUGACCAGCUAGAGGUCAUAGUCAAGGAUUGGGAACGAGUGGGACGAAAUAGACUGCUUGGUACAGCCAAAGUUCCGUUGGUGGAGAUAGCUAAUGGCGGCAGUAAAGAUGUGGACACUAUCCUGUUUGAUGGCAAUGGGCAACCUCUACCACAGACAAAGAUCAAGAUGAAGAUUACCUACACUCCCCCUGCCGGCGCUAAGCCUGCGCCUGGAACGCCUGCUACUGCAGCUGCUGCUGGUGGCGCUGGUGAUGCGAGUCAAGGUGAAGUGGUCACAGUGGAUGGCGGAGUGGAAGAGGAGGAGGAAGAAGAAGAAGAGGAAGCAGAUGCCGGUCCCCCAGAGAUUGACCCGGCAACUGGGCAACCAAAACCACGACCUAAGAAGAAAAAGAAGAUGGGAAAACGACGCUUCCGUGGAAAACUGUCAAACAAACCACAAGAUUUUCAGAUCCGUGUGAAGGUCAUUGAAGGCCGUCAGAUCGAGGGCUCCAACAUUCAGCCUAUCUGCAAGGUCACCUGCUACAACCAGUCAAAGCGGACUCGAGUGAAGAAGUCCACAAACUCCCCGUACUGGGACGAGACGUUCUUCUUCAACUUCAAGGCCUCGCCUGCGGAGCUGUUUGACGAAGUGCUUGAGUUUGAGAUAUUCAAUUCUAGGAAUCUUAGAUCUGAUGCUUUCAUUGGGUCUUUUAAGAUGGACAUAGGUAUGGUAUGGGAGCAGACCAACCACACGUUCUCCAAUAAGUGGCUGCUCCUAAGUGACCCAGAUGACACGAUGGCCGGUGCUAAAGGGUACCUCAAGUUCAGUGCCCUGGUGCUUGGGCCAGGGGACACCCCUCAGUCCAUGGCUACCACCACUGUUGAUUCAGAUGACAUUGAAAGCAAUCUGCUGCGUCCGGCAGGUGUCCAGUUGAGACCAGCAACAUUUGCACUCAAUGUGUAUAGAUGUGAGGACAUACCUAGAAUGGACACAGCCUUCUUGCAAGGGGUCAAGAAACUCUUCCAUGUUGGUCAGGAACAGAAAGAACUUGUUGAUCCAUACUUCCUCAUGAACUUUGCUGGCAAGGAGGUCCAGACUAAGAUCAUGUAUUGCAAUGACCAUCCAGAGUUCAAUCAGACCUUGAGAAUAGGUCUUCAGUUUCCAUCGAUGUGUGAGAAGAUCAAACUGACCAUGAAAGACUGGGACAGAAUUACAGAAGAUGAUUACAUUUCAUCGUCAUUUCUCCCAGUCUCCAAUAUAUCAGCUCUUGGAGAGGAUGGAUUUCUGCCGACAUUUGGUCCAUGCUUUGUGAACUUCUAUGGUUCUCCACGUGAGUUUUCUGAACUGCCGAAUGAGUAUGAAGACCUCAACAUGGGCAAGGGCGAGGGUGUGGCAUUCCGUGGUCGCGCUAUGAUUGAGCUGAAGACUAUUGGUGGAGAGCUGCCUGAAGUACCAGUAGAGGAUAUCAAACCUGAGGAUGUACUCAAAGUACAGAAAUUCAUGCGUAAGAGGAAGUUCAGGCUCCACGCUGCGUUCAUCAACGCCACGAUGGUCAGUACCAUCGACGCACCGGUAGAGUUUGAGGUCAGCCAAGGUAACUAUGGUAACAAACUUGAUGACUACAUCGCCCCAUGUGCGUCAAGCACCCAGCCGACUAAUGCAGUGUUUGACGGCAACAACUACUACUUCCUGCCUUGGGGGGCCACCAAGCCCUGUGUGGAGGUAGACGCUCACUGGGAGGACAUCAGCUGGAGGCUCGAGACUCUCAACCUGUUUGAAGGAAUCAUCAGUGCAUUGGAAGAGAACAUAGAGGAGGUACGUGUGGGGAUGAAGGCCAAGCUGCCCACCCCGGAACUGGCCCAACUCCUCAUAUCAGCACUGGACCAGCUGGUGGAAGACACCAAGAAGCCCCUGCCCCAGCCCCAGACUGGCUUCCACUUGCCUACAGAGCUCGACAACAUGCUGGCCCAGUACCGGCAGAUAGAGCUGGAGAACCUUCAGGAGCAGGCCACGCACCUGCGGGAGAAUGCAACCGACAUCAACGAUGCACUGGCUGAGGUGGAGAACUUUGUGGAGAUACUCAGAAAUCUGGCGGUAGAGCCCCAGAACAGCAUGCCUGACGUGAUUGUGUGGAUGAUCAGCGGGGAGAGGCGCAUCGCGUAUUACCGCCUACCUGCUCACACCAUCAUGUACUCCCCCAAUCCCAUGUAUUGUGGCAGGAACUGCGGCAAGCUGCAGUCACUGCAGAUGAAAUACCCGGGCCAGAAAGGUGAGAAGGACCCCACGGUGCCUGGGCUCUUGAGGGUCAAGUUGUGGCUGGGACUACAGAGUAAUGAGGAUCACUGGCAGGUCAUGCAGAAGGAGGGAGAGCUCGCAGUUUUUGCUGAAACUUAUGAGAACCAGGUGAGCAUCCUUGGUAACUGGACCAACAAGGGCCCGUUAAUGACGCGGCCAAAGUUCUCAGAUCAGCAGGGCAAGAUCAAGCUGCUGAAGGAGAAGUUUGUACCUCCCCCUGGCUGGAGGUGGGAGGGAGAAUGGUACAUCAACCCUGAGCUCAGUAUGCUGUAUGACAAGGAUGCGGGUCACAGUAAGUUCAUAGACGACGUUUACGAGUGUCAGAUGAGACUGCCUGGCACCAACUGGGUGGAGUCCACCAGGCCUUGGUCCAAUGUGAAAGGGGACCCAAGCCCGUCCAAGGGUGAGAUGGAGCUGCCCGCAGGCUGGGUGUGGGAAGACGAGUGGCAGAUUGACCUGGGAAGGGCCGUAGAUGAGGAUGGGUUUGAGUAUUGCGUGGAGUCCACUAUGGGUGGAUGGGGGCCCGCUGAGAGACGCUACCACCUGUGUCGCCGCCGUCGAUGGGUGCGCUCACGCCGUCUCGUGGAGAAUGUGAAGCAGAAGAAAGAGAAGGAGAAGACACUUCAGGCAGCCACGGAGGGCUGGGAGUAUGCUCCCUUGUUCAACAUGAAGUUCCACCACAUCGAACGUAGGAUGGACCUGGUGCGCAGGCGGCGCUGGCAUCGCAAGAUGGUGCAGACAGAGAAAGGGAAGCCGUGCUUCUUCAGCAUGCAAGAGAAAGAGAACAGUGAUGAUGAGGAUGAGGAGUCACAACUUGCUGCACCGCGCAUGUUCAUCGUAUUCAAACAGAGCUACAAAUACCAGUUGCGGGCAUACAUCUACCAGGCUCGGGACAUCUUGGCGAUGGACGACAGUGGCACAUCAGACCCGUACGCCCACGUCUCAUUCCUCACGCAGUCCCAGCGCACAGAAAACAUCAAGAAGAGCCUGUGCCCCACUUGGGACCAGACCCUGAUCUUUGGAGAGAUUGAGAUCCAUGGUGACCCCAGAAAUAUUGAGGCUCAGCCCCCAGAUAUCUACAUAGAGCUCUUUGACCACGACACUUUUGGUGAGCCAGAGUUUCUGGGGCGCGCCAGAGCGCACCCGAUGGUGAAGCUGGACCCAAGUGAUGCGCGGUCACCGGUCCUCCAGUGGUACGAGAUCACCCGUGGCAAGGAUCAGGGGGGAGAACUCCUAGCAGCAUUUGAACUCUUCCUUAUGAGUGGUAAGGACCUGCCGUUCAUGCCCCCCAAGCGAGGCAGCCUGUACUCUGUGCCUAAUGGGAUCAGACCAGUCAUGCAGCGCACUGCCAUUGAGGUGUUAUGCUGGGGCGUGCGCAACAUGAAGAGUUACCAGCUGUCCUCUGUGACCUCCCCUAGUAUCGAGUUUGAGGUGUCCGGUAAUGUCGUGCAGUCAGAUGUCAUCAAGAGCACCAAGAGGAACCCCAACUUCACCUCACCCAGCUACUUCUUUGAUGUGAUGCUGCCCAAGGAGGAGCUGUACAUGCCGCCCAUGAACAUCCGUGUACGCGACCAUCGCCAGUUUGGUCGCAAGCCCAUUGUGGGACUGCACGUGCUCAAGUCACUGGAAAAGUUCCGCAUUGAUCCGGUCAUGCAGGGGGAUGGCGACAGAGAUGAGGGGGGUAGAGGUAUUGUUAAUGGCCCAGGUGGGGAACAUGUAGUGGACAUGCCAGUGGACGCCGAUCAGCCUCUCCAACCCAAGAUAUUUGGCAGUAUUAAUUACUCAUAUCCCCAAGAAGAGCUUCCUAGUCUCAGGCCACUGACUAAACCUUCCCGUGAGACGGAGGUGGACUAUGCAGACAUUGACUGGUGGUCCAAGUACUACGCCUCUAUCGGGGAGGUGGAGAAGUGUAGGAGGUACCUCGACAUGGGCCUGGAUACCAUCAAGGUGUAUGAUUGUGAGCUGGAGAAGUCUGAGGGAUAUGGAGAGUUCCUGGACUUCUGUGAGACCUUCGACCUGGAGAGGGGCAAAGAUGACAAUGAUGAGGAGUCCAACAUCAUUGGACAGUUCAAGGGCCUGUUUAAGGUGUACCCACUGCCCUCUGACCCCAGUGAGGAGCUGCCUAUGAGGGCCCUUGACAAUGUGCCCUCCACGGAGCCAGAGGAGUGCAUCAUCAGAGUCUACGUUAUCCGUGGAAUUGACCUCCAACCCAAUGACCCCACUGGACUGGCUGACCCGUAUAUAGAGAUCAAGCUUGGAAAGACCAAGGUGGACAGUAGAGAUGAGUACCUCCCUAACACGAUCCAACCUGUAUUUGGCAGGAUGUUUGAGAUUACCACAGUACUGCCACUGCACAAGGAUCUCAAAAUUCGGGUCAUGGACUGGGAUCUGGUGUCAAGUGAUGACCUCAUUGGAGAGACACUCAUUGACCUUGAAAAUCGCCUGCUGUCCAAGCACCGCGCUGCAUGUGGCAUACCCAAGUCUUACAUGAUUAACGGCCCAAAUAAGUGGCGUGACUCGCGCCUGCCCAAGGACCUACUCGACGACUACUGUAAGAAGCGGCACAUCACAGGACCUGUCUACUAUGGUAACAACAGUGCCAAGGUGGGCAGACGGGUCUACAAGCUCUCAGAGUUUGAGACUGGCAAGGUAUCCUCCUCUGAUCUGGGACCAGCUGACCAGAGGCUUGCCCUGCACAUCCUCAACACGUUUGAUGUCGUCAAGGAGCAUGUGGAGACUCGCGCCCUCUACAACCCCCUCCAGCCCGGCAUUGAACAGGGCAAGCUUCAGAUGUGGGUAGACGUGUUCCCCAAGUCACAGGGUGAGCCCGGCUCUCCAUUCAAUGUCAAGGCAAGGAAGCCCAAGGAGUAUGUGCUGCGAUGUGUGGUCUACAACACAGUGGACGUGAUACUGGAUGAGACGUCUAUCACUGGAGAGAAGAUGAGUGACAUCUACGUGUCUGGCUGGCUUCAGGGUCUCGAUGAGAAACAGAAGACGGAUAUUCACUACAGGUCUCUGAAUGGAGAAGGGAACUUCAACUGGCGCCUGGUGUACCCGUUUGACUAUGUGCCAGCUGAGAACUGUGUGGUCGUCAAAAAAAAGGAGAAGUUCUGGAGUCUAGAUGAGACAGAGCAAAGAAUCCCGCCGAUAUUCACUGUGCAGGUCUGGGACAAUGACAAGUUCUCCUUGGAUGACUUCCUUGGAACUAUUGAGAUGAAUCUGACCAGCAUGCCGAUGCCAGCCAAGCGUGCAGCAUCCUGUGACCUCACACAGAUACCGGACAUCAAUAUGGGCAACAUGGCUGUGAAGACCGUGUCCCUGUUUGAACAGAAGAGACUCCGGGGGUUCUGGCCUGUUUAUGAUGAGAAGGACGGACAAAGGGUGCUCACUGGCAAGGUGGAGAUGGAGCUGGAGUUAAUCACGAAGGAAGAGGCGGAUGUGAGGCCUGCAGGCAAGGCCCGAGAUGAGCCCAACAUGAACCCAGUACUAGACCCGCCCAACCGACCUGAGACGUCGUUCCUGUGGUUCACCUCCCCGUUUAAGACGCUGCGCUACAUCAUCUGGGCCAACUACAAGUGGUACUUCAUCAUCUUCCUGGUGGUGCUGCUCCUGCUGCUGCUGCUGUUCCUCUUCAUCUACUCCUUCCCUGGUAAUUUCUCUGCAUGGAUACUUGGUGGCAAAGGCUAAUAGAAGAUGGGCAGUGAAAAUAUGUGUGCAAGACUCAUGGUGCAUGAUGAUCAAACAAAGCAUGUGAACAACGAAACAUUUGUGCUAUAUUACGGUUGUCAUCAUAUUGCUAGCAUGUAACGAAAUGAAAAAAAUGGUUAAUCUGUUGUGUUGUGUAUUUUGUAUUUAAGUCAUUGACAAUUUUUAUGUAAAUUAGUAUUUUAGUUAACAAAUCUGUAUUGUUGGUUAACUGUUAGGUCACUCUAAUAUUUACUUAUAAAAAAUUUUUUUUAGUGCAAAAUGUACAGUGUGCAACGGACCUAUUUGUGAAUGAUAUGGGAAAGAUUUGUAAAUUAUUGCCCACACUAAAAUGACUCAUUGUCUAAGCGUGUAUGUUACAUUUACAGAACAAUGCAUGAAUAUAAUUUUUUUUUUUAAAGGUAUUGUCCAUAAAGUUUUUUUGUAAAUCUUUGUACAGCUAUGUAUUAAUAGAUGCAUUUACGUUUCUCUAUGCACAAAUUGUGAUGUUUUAUUAAUUUGAUCAUUAACGGCUUCUGUUAUGUGCUUAAUAGUCCGUGUAAGAACUGUUUUAAAAAAGUUCUGCCUCACUCUGUGAAAUCAGGGCUUCAUGGGGGUUUGGAAAGUGUCAUCUCACAAACUAAUCAGGGGCGUCACUUUCCACCCAAACUGGAACUCCCUAAAAAGACUCCAGUUUUACGAAAAAAAUACAAUGAAAGCUCUAAGUGCCUUCCCUGAAUAGCCUGUAUUGACGACACUUUGUGCACAUGCAUUACGUUCCUUUUUCCCAGAGCAAGGCUCAUAUAUAUGUCUUUAGGUCUGAACUUUGAGAUGAGAUGUGAGGCUCAUAUAUAUGUCUUUAGGUCUGAACUUUGAGAUGAGAUGGGAUGCUCAUAUAUAUGUCUUUAGGUCUGAACUUUGAGAUGAGAUGUGAGGCUCAUAUAUAUGUCUUUAGAUCUGAACUUUGAGAUGAGAUGUGAGGCUCAUAUAUAUGUCUUUAGGUCUGAACUUUGAGAUGAGAUGGGAGGCUCAUAUAUAUGUCUUUAGGUCUGAACUUUGAGAUGAGAUGGGAGGCUCAUAUAUAUGUCUUUAGGUCUGAACUUUGAGAUGAGAUGUGAGGCUCAUAUAUAUGUCUUUAGGUCUGAACUUUGAGAUGAGAUGCGAGGCUCAUAUAUAUGUCUUUAGAUCUGAACUUUGAGAUGAGAUGCGAGGCUCAUAUAUAUGUCUUUAGAUCUGAACUUUGAGAUGAGAUGCGAGGCUCAUAUAUAUGUCUUUAGGUCUGAACUUUGAGAUGAGAUGGGAUGCUCAUAUAUAUGUCUUUAGAUCUGAACUUUGAGAUGAGAUGCGGGGCUCAUAUAUAUGUCUUUAGAUCUGAACUUUGAGAUGAGAUGUGAGGCUCAUAUAUAUGUCUUUAGGUCUGAACUUUGAGAUGAGAUGGGAUGCUCAUAUAUAUGUCUUUAGAUCUGAACUUUGAGAUGAGAUGCGAGGCUCAUAUAUAUGUCUUUAGGUCUGAACUUUGAGAUGAGAUGGGAUGCUCAUAUAUAUGUCUUUAGAUCUGAACUUUGAGAUGAGAUGCGGGGCUCAUAUAUAUGUCUUUAGAUCUGAACUUUGGGAUGAGAUGUGAGGCUCAUAUAUAUGUCUUUAGGUAUGAACUUUGAGAUGAGAUGCGAGGCUCAUAUAUAUGUCUUUAGGUCAGAACUUUGAGAUGAGAUUCCUAUUUUGUUAACUGUAUACAAUGUCGCCAUCUAGGUGCAUAGUAUUACAAUAGUUGGAUGGAUAUUUUCAUUGGUUCUUGUUUCUCGUGUUUCAAAGUUCACUUUUGUUACUCAUUUACUCUAGUAGCCGCUGGUGGAAUUUUUUUCAUGUAUUUAGGCAAAGUAUUUAAUUGUGUUGAUAGUUCAAAGGACUUCUCAGGAUUUUGUUGUGACCAAAAUAUUGAAUCAAAUGCAUCAGUUUUUCUCCAAUUGUUUUAUUUCUUAUUUCAUGUUACAUUUUAUUAGUGCAUUAACACACAUUUUAAAGUGUUGAGCUGUAAUGUGCAUUCUCCUACUAGGUGUUUCAUCAACAUUUCAUACUUUGUAUCAGUUUGUUUUAUUUUACCGAAAAAACACACACACUUUUAUACACUUUAUUAUAAACAUACCUUUCCUUGUACAUGAUGUAUGAAGGCACACUUAAUUGUAAACAUGCCUUUCCUUGUACAUUAUGGCACACAUAAUUGUAAACAUGCCUUCCUUGUGCAUUAUGGCACACGUACUUGUAAACAUGCCUUUCCUUGUACAUCAUGGCACACGUAAUUGUAAACAUGCCUUUCCUUGUACAUUAUGGAACACUUACUUUGAACUAUCCUUUCAUAGUUGUACAUCAUGGCAUUAUCUUUACCAAUUCUUACAAUUCUUUGCAUGUGAUUGAACACACUGGUGUGUGUGUGUGUGAUAUUUUUUUUAAAGAUCUGAUAGAAUGACUGUUGUACCUUUUACAUCAAAGCUAUGCAAGACAAAUGUUUUGUACCUUUAGUGAGAUUCCUUUAUACAAGCAGAUACUGUAAAUAUUGAUAACAUAUUUUACAUGGUAUGAAAUGAGUUAAGAAAUUAUUAUUAAAACCAAUACAAAGGUUGUUUCACUGUUUAUGUAUAAGUUUUUUGUAUGUUUUACUUAUAACUAUAAUAACUCUGUUGUAGAUGUAUACUUAUUAAGAUGCAAAUAUUAGUGUGUUUUUACUAUAUAUUUUUUCUCAGUCAUUUUUAGGAAUCUUUCUUUCACAUGUUGCCAAAAUAAUUGCUUUUCCAGCCAUUCCCAAGGGAAUUUGUGUACACAUUGUGAAGAGCGUUUCUCAGAAAUAUAGCAAAUACUACUUUCUCUCAAACAAUUGAUGAACAAUUAAACCCACUAUAAUUAUAUUAUCAUAUAGUUAAUGAAAAAGUAAUUCUGCACUGUACACUUUUGUAUGAUGAACCUUGACAUGUAUAUUUAAGAAAAUAUAAACCAAUAAAUUAAUAACUUGUACAUUUCAUAUAAUCAUUUUAUUCCUUGCUGAACUAUAGAAUGUCAAUUACGACUCUUUAUUUUACUUUCAAAACAGUAAAAUAUCGAAACCGAAGUGUUUACUGUAAUUUAUGUUGUGGUCGUAAUUUUUGACUUAUUGUGGCUGUUUAUAAUGUUGAAGCCAAAUGAAUGUUAAAUCAAAACAGCUUUACUGAGAAACUUUUUAUUGGAAAGAGAAUUUGAUAUUGCUUUUGUAGCUGAUAUUACGUUUGGAUACAUAUGUUUGAUAACAAUCUUUAAUUUUGUUAAUUGUUAUAGCGCUUGCCUUUUAUAGCAAUAUACACGUUUAACUUCAUACUGACUGCAAUAUAUAUAAUAAUAUGGUUAUGGUAUUAAAAUUCGUUUAGAAGAUA
This is a messenger RNA of Dreissena polymorpha, 9699 nucleotides long. Its product is annotated as myoferlin-like. Gene Ontology annotation, cellular component: membrane. Lineage: Eukaryota; Metazoa; Mollusca; Bivalvia; Myida; Dreissenidae. Gene Ontology annotation, biological process: plasma membrane organization. The record is from RefSeq and is a predicted model, not a curated record.